CGACGAACAUGCGCCUUUCACGAUCAUUCUUCAAACAUGGCUGCUCCUCUGGAUCAGCGCAUAAGCGUGCCUAUAGAUGACCCAAAUGCAGAUACAGAAUGGAAUGACAUCCUGCGAAAACACGGCGUUAUCCCCGAAAAGCCCCCCUCUCCUACCCCUCUAAUUGAAGAAGCCAUUCUCGAAGGCCGCCGCCUCGCACACGAGAACCGAUUAGAAGGCAAAGAUCUUGAUGAACUCGACGAAUUAGAAGAUCUCGAAGACGAAGAAUUCCUCGAGAAGUACAGGCAGCAACGGGUUCAGGAACUUGCUUCCCUCACAAAGAAGGCCGUGCACGGGACAGUGUAUCCUAUUUCGAAACCAGAUUACUCCCGGGAGGUGACGGAUGCAAGCGCAAAUGGACCUGUAUUGGUCAACAUGACCAGCGGGCUGGGAACGAAUGUUGAGAGUAGGGUAUUGAGCGAGCUGUGGAGGAAAGCAGCAGCCGAAUAUGGGGAGGUCAAAUUUUGUGAGAUCAGAGCAGAUAUGGCCAUUGAGGGUUAUCCGGAUCGGAAUUGUCCAACAAUCUUGGUUUAUCACAAAGGGGAUAUUGUCAAGCAAGUCGUAACGCUGAUGACCCUUGGAGGGGUCAGAAUAGGCAUGCCAGAAAUUGACAAGUUGUUGAUUGAGGUGGGGGCAAUUAAGGAUAAUGAUAUGCGAGUUAUGAAGAGGAGAACUGAUGCAGAAGAUGCUGAGGAGGAAGCACGACAAAAUAAGGGUGGCAUAAGGAAUUCAAAACAAGCACAUGUGGAAGACGACGAUGAUUGGGAUUAGGCACGAUGAUUGCAUGGU
Messenger RNA from Amorphotheca resinae ATCC 22711, 828 nucleotides. RefSeq lists its product as hypothetical. Bases 37 to 810 code for a protein of 257 amino acids. NCBI's taxonomy places the organism in Eukaryota, Fungi, Ascomycota, Leotiomycetes, Helotiales, Amorphothecaceae. Gene Ontology annotation, cellular component: cytoplasm. The transcript is spliced from 2 exons. Gene Ontology annotation, biological process: protein folding. The record is from RefSeq and is a predicted model, not a curated record.